CAUUUAUAACUUUUUGCUGUUUAGGUUUACAAGUAGCUUCAUCCUGUCAAAAACUUCUCCUUCUUUUCUUAUAUUCUCUCUAAAUACAAAGAUCCUGUAAAUCUUGAUUCUCCUUCUGGGCAUCUCUAUCAUCAACAAAUGCUUCCAACAAAAAAUGGACAGUGUCUUUCUGUAUAUCCUUUUCCUGCAGAAUAGUUACUUGACCAUGAGAUUAAUUUCCUAUACUAUCCUUGCUUCCAGAUAUUAUUUGCUUUCCCAACCUGAAGAGGAUUCUCCUAGUUAAGGCUUCAGAUAGAUAAUUUUCACUUAUCCAGGAGAGCGAUAUUGGCAUUUUUCCCUCCACUUAUGUGUUCUCCUGUCAAAUCCAAGUCUCUCCCAUCAUCUUUUUGCUUUUCUUGUUCUUUCUUAUUCUUUUUCUAUUUUCUUUUAAAAAGAAAAAUUUUAUUUUAAAUUAUUGUGGGUUAAGCCAAGGUUUUCACUCCAAAUGGUUGCUGGGACAUACGACUUCUCACGUGCGGUUAUGAAAAUGGCAUGGAUCAUGCUCAGGAUUGACUACUCAAGACUCUUCUGGCUCCUCUUUGGUGUCUUCUCCUAUGAAAAUCAUGAAGGAAAGCCCCGGAUUUAGAAUCUCUUUCUUGGUCAUACAUAAUUAUUCUACCUUUUAAGGAUCACUUUAUUAUUUUGUAGCUAGCUAGUAGUACUACAUACCCAUCACAUAAAAAGUAGAGUUUAAAAAUCUUCCAAAAUUAUUUCCCCAGAAAAAGGGUUAGCAAGGGAAACUGCAGGAGCCUAGCACAGAAGUCGAAAAUUAUCCUACUUAUUCCUGAAACAACAUGUUUACAAAAGAAGCUGGCUUGCAUACACAUGAAACCAACCCUGAUCAUGGAUAUGUCGAAACCGAUCCUACAGGCCGGUAUGGAAGGUUAGAAGAAGUUCUGGGAAAAGGGGCAAUGAAAACAGUGUACAAGGCAAUUGAUGAAGUCCUAGGAAUGGAGGUGGCAUGGAAUCAGGUCAAACUCAAUGAGGUUCUUCGCUCACCGGAAGACUUGCAGCGGCUGUACUCCGAAGUUCACCUUCUCAGCACCCUCAACCAUGACUCUAUCAUCCAAUUCUAUACCUCCUGGAUCGAUGUUCACAGAAAGACCUUCAACUUCAUCACUGAAAUGUUUACUUCAGGGACUCUCAGAGAGUAUCGGAGAAAAUACAAGCGAGUAAAUAUUCAAGCUAUUAAGAACUGGGCUCGACAAAUCUUACAAGGCCUUGUGUAUUUACAUGGCCAUGAUCCUCCAGUAAUUCAUAGAGACCUCAAAUGUGACAAUAUCUUUGUCAAUGGCCAUCUUGGACAGGUCAAGAUUGGUGAUCUUGGCCUUGCAGCAAUCCUCCGAGGUAGCCAAUUAGCACACAGUGUUAUAGGCACCCCUGAGUUUAUGGCACCAGAAUUAUAUGAAGAGGAAUACAAUGAGCUUGUUGAUGUCUACUCAUUCGGCAUGUGUGUUUUAGAGAUGCUCACAUCUGAAUACCCUUAUAGCGAAUGUGUUAAUCCAGCACAAAUUUACAAGAAAGUUACUUCGGGGAAGCUACCCGCAGCGUUCUAUAGAGUUCAGGAUUUAGAAGCACAAAAGUUCAUUGGAAAAUGCUUAGUAGCAGCUUCAAAGAGAUUAUCAGCCAAAGAGCUACUGCUUGAUCCAUUUCUUGCAUCUGAUGAAGCUGAAUCACCUCCUCUUUCAAGGUCUGAGAAUCAAAAGCCAUUUUUGAACGACAGUGAAAUGAAGAAACUGCAUUUGAAUGAUCCACCAAGGACAGACAUGACAAUUACUGGGAAGCUGAAAUCUGAAGAUGAUACCAUCUUUCUUAAAGUACAGAUUGCAAAUAAAGAUGAUUCCUGUUCUGGUGCUUUCUUUGCAGGUUCUCUUAGGAACAUAUAUUUUCCUUUUGACAUUUUAAAUGAUACAUCAAUGGAUGUUGCAAUGGAGAUGGUAAAGGACCUAGACAUAGAUGAUUGGGAGCCAUUUGAAAUUGCUGAAAUGAUUGACGGAGAGAUUUGUUCUCUGGUGCCAAAUUGGAAGAAAUGGGAUUUGCCUCAAAUUGAAGCCUACCAUACAUUCAACUAUCAAGAAGAUGACGGACUUGAUCAUCCUUUCCACUCUUCCUCCUCGUGUUCAUCAUCUCAAGCAUCCUUGUCAGGAUUAAUGGCACAAUGGGUCCCAGAUGAUUUGAUUGAUGAUACAAGCUCUGAGAGCUCUUCACACUCAGGAUCAUAUUCCAAUUUGAAUUACGUUUCUAGCGAUGAUCACAAAUUCAACACGAGCACGACAAGGAGACCAGAUAAGCAUCCCAUGACAAGGAAUCAGAACUCAACAAGAUUUUGUCCUCGAGACAAUUCAAGUUCUUAUAUCGGUCAGGCAAUUGCUAGAGAUGCCUACAAAUACUGCAAGGUUUUGCUGGAGUCACAAUCUGGAGCUUCGAGCUCUAAACAAAAAAGGGUGAUGGACGGCCGUAGACUUACAAGGAAUCGAUCGCUGGUAGAUAUUCGCAGCCAACUGCUGCAUCGAUCCCUGGUAGAAGAAGUGAACAAAAGAAGGUUGUUCAAGACAGUAGGAGAUGUCGAAAAUGUUGGUUUUCAGGCACCACUUGUUGAUUCUAAAAAGGGUUCACAUCGGAAUUCGAGCAGAAGAAAAUAAAUAUGUUUUUUUCUUCUUCUCCAUAAUGAUUUAUGAGGUGAGGUUAGUGCUGAGAAUAAGAACUAAUGGGCAGUAAUCCCUGCCAAAUAAUAUCAGGAUUUCAAUUAGGAGAUAGGCAGACUCCAUGAUAUCCAAUGUACAUAUAUAUAGGUAGAGUUCACUUUUCUUUCACAUUAGUAUUCCGGAAAAGCCAGAAUUCGGGAUCCUGUCAACUGUUUGAGAGUGGAUGUAGCAGUAAGUUGACAAACAUUAGAAUGUUAGUAAAUCUUGGUUUGAGAUUUGAGGCUAUAAGCACUAUUCAAUAAAUUGUAAUAAUGUGGCUACAGGAGUUGAGAGACCAAUCAUAAACAUUUCUCUACAGCCAUGAAUUUAUUGCUGAUGAGUUUGUCAAAGAAACAUAUGCCAUAAAGUUGUUUUCCAA
Messenger RNA from Ricinus communis (castor bean), 3102 nucleotides. RefSeq names its product probable serine/threonine-protein kinase WNK4. Gene Ontology annotation, biological process: intracellular signal transduction; protein phosphorylation. Bases 834 to 2681 code for a protein of 615 amino acids. The record is from RefSeq and is a predicted model, not a curated record. Lineage: Eukaryota; Viridiplantae; Streptophyta; Magnoliopsida; Malpighiales; Euphorbiaceae. Gene Ontology annotation, molecular function: ATP binding; protein serine/threonine kinase activity. The transcript is spliced from 7 exons. Gene Ontology annotation, cellular component: cytoplasm.